Messenger RNA from Aspergillus thermomutatus, 750 nucleotides. RefSeq lists its product as uncharacterized. Gene Ontology annotation, molecular function: pyridoxal phosphate binding; L-aspartate:2-oxoglutarate transaminase activity. Gene Ontology annotation, biological process: L-aspartate biosynthetic process. Lineage: Eukaryota; Fungi; Ascomycota; Eurotiomycetes; Eurotiales; Aspergillaceae. The record is from RefSeq and is a predicted model, not a curated record. Gene Ontology annotation, cellular component: cytosol. The transcript has 3 exons. The coding region runs from base 1 to 750 and encodes 249 amino acids.
AUGGACCCACAGUUCUUGGGCCUCUUAGUCGCACCUCCUGAUCCUGCCUUUGGAUUGAUGGCGGCUUUCGAUGCAGACAGCCAUCCAAAGAAAGUCUCUUUGAUCGCUGGUGCUUAUCACGACGAGGAGGGACAGCCGCAUCGCUGGCUCACCCACUUGAUCGACCUGGCGAGAUCGUUAACUUUCGGCUCGGAUAUAACUAACCGGUUAUCGUCAAAUGUUGCCAGUCUACAGACUGUCUCCGGUACGGGUGCUAAUCACCUUGCCGCUGCGUUUCUGUCGAAGCAGCUCCAGCCCAAACGAGUCUUCAUCCCGGGUCCUACAUGUCGACCUCGAGGCAAUGCUAUCCUUCGUCGACGCUACGGCCGAACCGAACGACAUCAUCAUCCUCAGCCAUGCGCCCACAACCCCACCGGCAUGGACCUUACAAAAUCCCAGUGGAUCGAGGUAGCGGAACUAGUUAAGGAAAAGCACCUCUUCCCCGUCUUCGACAGCGCCUACCAAGGGUUCGCGACGCGGGACGUUGACGGAGACGCGUGGGCUAUCCGCUACUUUAGCGAGCGGAUACUCUCCGACGCGGACUCGAAGUUUCCCGGAGUAUGUGUCGCGCAAUCCUUCUCGAACAACUUCGGGCUGUAUGGUGAACGCGUCGGCGCUUUGCAUUUGGUUGUUCCCCGGGGCCUGUCUGCAGAAGAAGCCAAAUCCCAGUUGACCCUCAUGGCGAGAGGGGAGUACUGGAAUCCGCCCUAG